CCUUGUCGCUUUUCAAAAUAACACAGAACAUCAUGCAGUUAGGCAUACCAAAUCACGAGCCAGAGAUAGAGAGAAUGAUAGGAAAAUAAAGGACCAAAAGGAGCAGACGAACGAAAGAUAGAGGAGCAGAGAAUGGACAACGAACGACAAGCGAGCCCUGGAAGAGAGCUCCUCCUGCGCCCACUGUAAACAACGUCGGCGCUCGCGGGAGGUGGACGCCCAUCGAGGAUCUGUCUGUGGACAUACACUCACGUGCUCUUUGGAGCUGUAAUACACUGUGAGGCAGUCUAUUUCAUUUUAAGAUGGACCAACUGCCUCAACACAUUCAUGGCUCCAGCUCAGACAAGUCAAAGUUUUUUAAGUCCACAGUCUUAGGAACUUUGGCUGGCUUCCUCAUACCUGUCCUGCUACCAUUCUUUCACCUGGGAAUCAUCUCGCACUUGUGGGAUGAGUUCAACUACAAAGUGGACCGCAAGGGUUGUUCUUGCUCAUGCUGGGACACCAUCUUCAAAGGCAUCUAUGAACGAGGUCCAUCUGGCUAUAAGCACAUUUACUUCAACAUCACAUCCAACACCUUCAAAAUCUGGAUGGUGACUGUCCUCUCCAUUCUUUUGAUUUACGAGUCAGUCAAGAGGACCCUGCGGCUCCAUUUUUCUGGUCAGCUGCGUAAAUCAAUGCUGGUGCUGCUUAUAGCUAGCGUGUAUCCGCAUUAUUACUCGUGGUGGUCGUACUUUAACUACUGGAAUGAUGAUUUCUAUAGACAGUGGAAUCAUCAGCUCUUCUUCUCAAUUACAGAACUCAUUUCUACUCUGGCAGUAGUUUACCUGCUAGACAAGAACAUUCCAAUAACGGCAAGAAAUACUCUCAUCAUUAUAGACAUCGCCAUCUUACAUAUCAUGUCUUCGAGCUUCGAUCAGUUUGUUACAAAUGUUAUAAAUGGGAAUGGCAUGCUGCAUCAGGUUCUACGUGACAUCUUCUUCAUGAUUCCUGACAUACUGCAUGUGGCCCUGCCGUUACUUGAGCUUAAGAAGCUGGCCCGUUCACGAAAUGUUCCAACAGCCUAUGUAAUAUCCAACCGGGAGUUCUUCUGUUCUGUGUCGCUUGUGAUCUUUGGCUGGUUUGUCUGUCUGAUGCUUUAAAAAGUAAGGCAAGCAUUAUACCACUUGCUCUGACAUUUUGAUGGGUUGGGAUAUAUAAAAUUCUCGUAUGACAUAUGGUCUACUGUAGGAUCUUUUUUUCUUAGUAUGUGGAUGUUAUUUUAUAUUAAUCUACAAGCACAUGCACAUGCACACACACGCAUAUGCAUACUGAUGUGCACUCAAACAAAUAAAGAGAGAUAGACACAUGCAAACAAAUAUCAAAAGACGUACUUUCACACAGUCACUUUUGUAAGUAAAGGGGUUUUCUUCCCUAACUGUAUCACUGUUUUAUCUUCUAGUGUUCUUGAGAGAACUAUCAUCUGCUUUAUCCUUAAUGACUGCCUCAUCUUUAUCUUAUUUAAUUUUUCCUUUUUAUGUUGAUUAUUGAUUAACAGAUCAUUAGUUUCAUCAUUUUUAUGUUCACUUGCUGGUGAUCCAGGGAUUAGAAGAAAUGGUGUUUCUGAGCAACAAUGAAAGUUAAGUUUGAGAUCUUCAUUUUUACUCAUAUUUAUGUUGUUUAGGCUUGUGAGAGUGUUUUAAUAUGUGUGUGUGUAGUUUAUAGUGUGCAACCUUGUGAUGGUUCUAUUAAAAUUAUUGUUUUGUG
Messenger RNA from Penaeus monodon (black tiger shrimp), 1743 nucleotides. RefSeq lists its product as uncharacterized. Bases 303 to 1139 code for a protein of 278 amino acids. NCBI's taxonomy places the organism in Eukaryota, Metazoa, Arthropoda, Malacostraca, Decapoda, Penaeidae. The transcript is spliced from 6 exons. The record is from RefSeq and is a predicted model, not a curated record.